Messenger RNA from Guyanagaster necrorhizus, 1612 nucleotides. RefSeq names its product peptidase M14. NCBI's taxonomy places the organism in Eukaryota, Fungi, Basidiomycota, Agaricomycetes, Agaricales, Physalacriaceae. Gene Ontology annotation, biological process: proteolysis. The coding region runs from base 37 to 1428 and encodes 463 amino acids. The record is from RefSeq and is a predicted model, not a curated record. The transcript is spliced from 12 exons. Gene Ontology annotation, molecular function: metallocarboxypeptidase activity; zinc ion binding.
CAGAGAAAUGUAAGUAUAUAGCUUCCGGGCAGUCUCAUGACCAAAAAAUAUGGCCCACGUUCUGCGGCCGCCGAUAAGGCUCUGAAGCCUUCCUUCAUGGCGCCGACAUUGCUGAAAUAUGCUUCAAUUUUCCUCGUAUUGACGCUCAAUGCCGUUGCGAACGACCAGGUGCCCUUGAACGCGUCGCCCGUCCUGGGCACGCUUCACAGAUUUUUACGCAACGAGAGCAGGGUAGUCAAUGAACUCCAGCAAUUCGACGUCGAUAUCUGGCAAGCGACGCCUGAGCUCGUCGACAUAUACACCCCCCUCUCAGGGCCGGGCCUACCAGAAGCUCUUCGCGCGAUUCCAAGCACCUCUUCGCCCAUUUACUAUCCAUAUCAGCAACGGCAGGUCGAGCCAUGGAACCUCGCCUCCUUCGAAAACACGACGUUCCACUCCGCGUACCAUCCCCUGUACGAAAUCGACGACUUUGUCUACCAACUGGCAGCAGAACACCCUUCGACGGUGAGCGUCAUUCACCUGGGCCAUUCAGGUGAGGGCAGAGAAAUGCGGGGCCUGAAAAUAUCCAGUGGAUCCACAGGAGUGAAGAAGACGGGAUAUCGAAAGGGGGUGGAUCCCUCGCAAAAGCUCGGGUUCGUCGUUGCAGGUGCUCAACAUGCUAGGGAGUGGGUCGCUACGGCUGCAGCACUGUACAUCGCUCAUGCCCUGGUCGCCACGGCGUCCGAGAAAUACUCCUUGUCACCGCUUCUGGGUACCUACGAUUUCUACAUCAUCCCAGCUCCUAAUCCUGAUGGGUACGACUUCACCUGGGAGAGCGACCGCUUCUGGUAUAAAAACCGUCAAGUCAUGGGUCCUGCUGAAAAAUGUAUUGGAUUAGAUAUGAACAGGAAUUGGGGAUACAAAUGGAAAGCCAAUGCGAUGUACUUCAAGAACCCCGCAACACCUGUUGACCCUUGCUCGCAUUGGUUCCCGGGUCACCGACCGUUUGAAGCCCCAGAAGUGAACAACCUCGCCAACUAUAUCACGACCCUUCCCAACCUUCUCGCGUUUGUCGACUUGCGGAGCUAUGGCCAAAUGAUCUCGUCUCCAUACUCGUACUCGUGCGAACGCGUGCCGAAAGACGCGGAGGAUCAGAUUGAAGCAGCGACUGGCGCAGCGCACGCGUUGAAGCUCGCUCAUGGCACAAAAUUUAAGAUCGCGACCCUCUGCGAGUCUCUAUACCGCGCCCCCGGGAACAUCGUCGACUGGAUGUACGCCCGUGCCCAGAUAAAGUACUCUUAUGCUGUCCAUCUACGCGAUACAGGAACGUACGGCUUUUCGUUACCCCCAGAAUGGAUUCGGCCCGUUGGCGAAGAGACAGGAAAUAUGGUCAAAUACCUCGCCGGUUUUAUUGCAAAACAGUUGAAAAAAAAAAUUGGGUUCGCGUGAUUGAUUGAUGAACCACACUAGACUUUCUUUGGGGUAGUGAUACGAACAGAGUUUAUUCAGAACACCGAACAGGCAAAGCCCGUUCACUGGGGUCUCAUAAACAUUCGGUUUCCUUGCAGCAAACAUGUAGACUCCCUUGGUGCCCUAUCGUUUAACUAAUGUGAAAAAUGUGGUCGUAGAGGUG